This is a messenger RNA of Cydia amplana, 3074 nucleotides long. RefSeq names its product insulin-like receptor. The coding region runs from base 273 to 3053 and encodes 926 amino acids. The transcript has 7 exons. The record is from RefSeq and is a predicted model, not a curated record. Gene Ontology annotation, molecular function: protein binding. Lineage: Eukaryota; Metazoa; Arthropoda; Insecta; Lepidoptera; Tortricidae.
AACUGAAAAUUCGCAUUCCAAAGUCCGUCUGUUCAAACGUGGAAUCACAAUACGAUAAAGGAGUCCUUUCAGUUUGUGUAUUUAGUGUAUUUGCGAAGCAAACUAGAAAUGUAGGAAUCGCACUCGGCAUACAAUGGCCCAUCGAGCCAGCAUGGGAAACGUCACACAAUGUGUAUUCCUAUAAACAUAAAAUAUCGUUACCUAAGAGUCUUCGGUCGUCUCGUGUGGAGUGUGAGGAAGAAAAAAUAUAAGAAGUUUGGCGGCAAAGUGUCAUGGCGGCGAAGGCGGUGAUUGGAUUUAUUUUGCUCCGAGCCAUCUCAGCCCAAGUCCUGUAUAACGUCACGGCGCCCGGCAACGGAAUCUGCGGCACCAUACACUGCCGCACGCUACCGUGCUUGCGCAGCAUCGACUCAUGCGUCACUGUAGUGGGAAACUUUACGUUCAUAUACUUCGGUCGGCCGGAGGAGGCUAUUUUUGACAAUAUCACGUUCUGGAACCUUAAGGAGAUCACGGGCUACAUGGCGAUAUACAUGGUCCCAGAGCUGGACUCCAUCGGGCAGCUGUUCCCGAGCCUGACGCGCAUCCGCGGACGUGACCUGCUGCAUGACUACGCCCUCAUCAUAUACGACAUGAACCAGCUCACUCAGAUCAACCUAUACAGCCUGCUCAAGAUCGACCGCGGCGGCGUGAUAAUCUGGGGCGGGCCGAACACGUGUUACGUCGACACGGUCGACUGGAAGAGGAUCGCGCCGCGGUACAGACACGUGCUCAGUUCGACCAGCAACAAAAUCGCGUGCAAGAACAUUUGCACGUGCACUGAUGAUGCUAGGUUCAACAAGUGCUGGAAUAACAAGAAAUGCCAGCGGUACAUAGAAGGCCCAGAGGCGAUGACAUGCCACGAGCAAUGCCUCGGCUGUCGCCUAUCCGACCCCAAGGAAUGCACGCUGUGUCGCUACUACACGUACGAGAAACAGUGCGUGUCCAAGUGCCCAAACAAUACAAUAAUCUUAGAAGAAAACCAAUACUGUAUCACAGAAGAAGAAUGCUUAAGCCUGAAGCGCUGGGUGUGGAACAACAGUUGUGUGAUCACAUGCCCGGAUGACUACAUCAAGAAAAACGUAACGACUGAUAAAGUUACCUGUGAACAUUGUUCUACGUGUAAGGAGUACUGCGGAAACAUCACUAUAGAAUCAUUGGGAAGUAUUCAAGCAGCCCAUCGCUGCGUUUACAUCAACGGAUCCCUAACUAUCCACAUACGAGCCGUGUCAGAAGCCCUUGAAGAAAUGAAGAUACACCUCAGCAAAAUACAAGAAGUGGACGACUACAUCGCCAUACACGACUCCUUUUCUCUAGCAAGAAUCGACUUCCUCCCUUCCCUUAAACGUAUUCACGGAAAAAUACUUAAAGACAAUAAAUACAGCCUCUUGAUUCGCGAUAAUCCAAACCUUCAAACAAUUUUUCUUCCUAAUGUAACAGAAAAACUCCAAAUAGAUAAAGGCUCUAUAAGCAUUCUUCGUAAUCCAAUGCUAUGCAUGAGUGAAUUGGAUAAAAUAAAGAAAACAUUUCCACAACUGUUUAACGGUACAGAGGAUAAGCCAUAUGGCUACGGCUUGAACGCAUACAGUGGGUGUGAAGAGGUCCCACUUGGAGUAAUUGUAAAACAAGUUAACCAAACAUCUGCGAUCGUCAAAUUCAGACCCAUGUUUAAUACUAAUAUGCACUAUACAAUUCUUUACGUCCGCAUCCCAGCAGGGGAAUCUACAUCAGUCGUUCCAGAGAUUUGUAGCAAAUAUGAGUGGCGCGCUAUUAAACCUCCUGACAAUACCUAUCGAGUACAGCUCACGAAUCUCCGACCCGCUUCCACAUACCUCGUCUGUAUUGAAUCAUAUGACCUCGAGGAGAAACACCUUAAACGCAGUUCCAUUGUCAAGUUUACUACGGCUGUCGGGAAACCAGAACCACCAUUUUUAAUGGAACUCGUAGCGGAUAACCCUCAUUUAGUCGUCCUUCAUUGGGCGGAUCAUAUAGAUUACCUUCCUCAUAUCACACGAUAUGAGCUCAGUGUCGCGCUUGUAGAAAUAUACCCUGAAGAUGUUACUGCGAGAAAUCAAUGUGAGCAUUUAGAUGACGUUUUGGAGGAGGUGGAUGAGAUCUGGCAACAUGCGGUGGUUAUGAGACCACCACCUAACUACGGUAAAGGCUGCGAAUCGAUGUGUGGUGUGCUAUCGAGUACCCCUCACGGUGCUUUGGUAGAAGAAGAUUUUGAUAUCUGCAGUUCCAUGGGAUCCGCGUGCGACGAAGUAGAAGAACUGCCAGUAACCAAUAUUUCUUUGGGCUUCUUCGUCCGGACGUUGUCUUUAAAUAUCAGUGCGCCAAGAAACGCUUAUCAAGUCGGAGAUUUGGCUCCGUACAGGGAUUAUAGGUUUCGAUUACGUGCCUGUACAAAGGACUUUUGCAGCAGAUCGACUAGAGGCGUGGUGAGGACGUUACCAUCGAAGAAUGCUGAUGUGCCUUCUAUCAGCACCACCGAGCUAAUUAAGCCUGGACUUAUAUCAGUCUCUUGGACUGCACCAGAAGUAUCUAACGGUCCUGUACUAGCGUAUUUUUUGAAAAUAAUGCCUGAUAAGAAUGUUAGUGACUUGGGAACACUACAGACUCAAAGGUGGUGCGUACCCGCCAAUCAGACAACGGUAGUUAUACAGUUUGAAAAAGACGAAAACUACACUGUUCAAAUAUGCUCAUUGACACUAGCAUCUCAGUCUGGGUGCACAGGACGGAAGAAGGUGUCUGGAAGAGAGUACCUUCUAGAAUUCACGUCUUCAUUUCACUCUAGUGAUUUGACGUGGGCAGGAGUGUUUUUUGCUGUUUGUCUGUGCAUAAUGUCUGUGCUAGUCGGGUUUUUGUGGGCGACGUGCAGAGUGCGGAGUAGUGACUCUUUGCCUCUUGUGGAUAUUACUUCGAGUUAUCGGACUGAGAGUGAGCCCCCAAUAUUUUCUUUAUUAGAUUUUACUCCUUCGUUACACGUGUCCCGGACCGAUAUAAUCGAUAGGUAAAUAAUAAUAAGAGCAUAGUGG